This is a messenger RNA of Theobroma cacao (cacao), 1834 nucleotides long. Its product is annotated as pectinesterase 3-like. Gene Ontology annotation, molecular function: enzyme inhibitor activity; pectinesterase activity. Gene Ontology annotation, biological process: cell wall modification. The record is from RefSeq and is a predicted model, not a curated record. Lineage: Eukaryota; Viridiplantae; Streptophyta; Magnoliopsida; Malvales; Malvaceae.
CAAUACAACAAGAACAACCAUAUGGAUUCAACGAAAUCCUUCAAGAGCUAUAGCAAGGUAGAUGAACUCGAAGAACAGGCAUAUCGAAAAAAGACCCGCAAGCGGAUGAUCAUCAUCACACUCUCCACCAUCAUCUUGAUAGCCAUCGUAAUUGGUGCAGUCUUAGGAAUACUCUUUCCUGUAAAAAGCUCAAAAUCUCAAGAGAAUCCAGCAAAUUACACAGCCGAGAACAUCGAUGCAAUAUGUAUUAUGACUCGGUAUCCUGACUCUUGCGAUUCAAGCAUAGCUUCCCUCAGGAGCUCCUCAAAUGAUACUGACCCAAGUCCAAGCCCUGGAAAAAUCUUCACGCUGUCCAUGCAAGUUGCGCGCGAUGAAUUGAUAAGGCUCUCGUCUUUGCCACAGAAGAUCAUUUCUUCUAAUGUGACUAGUGAUCCCCUGGUGCGUGGAGCGUUGGACAAUUGUGAAACCCUUUUCAAGGACGCAGUAGAGUAUAUCAAUGACUCCAUAGCAUCCAUGCAAGUUGGACAAGCAGAGAAAAUUGUGCUUUUAAAGGCCAAGAUUAACGACAUUAGGACGUGGCUUAGCAGCGCAAUCACGAAUCAGGAAACAUGUUUGGAUGGCCUGAUUGAGGCAGCAAACCACAUAUUUAUACCCCAAGAGGUGGAAUAUGCUAUGCGGAACUCCACUGAGUUCAGCAGUAACAGCCUGGCGAUUGCGUCCAACUUGAUGACCAUCCUGCAUCAUUUCCAAGUUUCUGUUCAUCGGAGGUUGCUAAAACUUGACAACCACCAUGGCCACGAAUCUGAUUCCGAUUUUCCAGGAUGGGUUCAUAGCGGGGAGAGGAGAUUGCUCCAGGAGGAAAACCCUAGACCUGAUCUAAUCGUGGCUCAAGAUGGUAGUGGAGACUUUAGGACAAUAAGUGAAGCAGUGGAAUCAAUUCCAAAGAAGAACAAAUCCAGGUUUGUUAUCUAUAUAAAGGAAGGAGUAUAUUUAGAGAAUGUGAAAAUUGAUAAGGACUGCUGGAAUGUAAUGGUUUAUGGAGAUGGCAUGUACAAGACAAUCGUCUCUGGCAGCUUGAACAAGGUGGACGGAACCCCAACAUUCUCCUCUGGCACCUUCAUUGCUGCUGGGAGGGGAUUCAUAGCAAGAGACAUGGGCUUCAGAAACAUUGCCGGCCCAGUGAAAGAGCAAGCUGUUGCAUUGCGUUCGUCUUCAGACCAAUCUGUAUUCUACCGCUGCUACUUUGAUGCAUACCAAGACACUCUCUAUACACAUGCCAAUCGCCAAUUUUACCGUGACUGCCAUAUCGCUGGAACCAUUGAUUUCAUUUAUGGAAACGCGGCUGUGGUUCUGCAAAAUUGCAGCAUUCAACCAAGGCAGCCCGGGCCUGACCAGUUCAACACGAUCACAGCCCAAAGCAAAACUGACCCAAAUCAGAACACGGGAAUUUCGAUCCAACGGUGCAAUAUUACUCCUUUCGACAAUCUGACGGCUACAACGUACCUUGGUAGACCUUGGAAGGAUUAUGCCACCACGAUAUUCAUGCAGUCAUACAUUGGAGAAUUCGUGGACCCAGCAGGAUGGACCCAAUGGACACAGGGAGUUGAUCCUCCUAACACAAUAUUCUACGCCGAGUAUCAAAAUAUAGGGCCUGGAUCACAAACCGGUCAACGAAUUAAUUGGCCCGGUGUUAGGCCCAAUCUCACCAACGAAGAAGCAACAAGAUUUACGGUGGAGCCUUUUAUCCGGGGAAGGCAGUGGUUGCCAAAGGCCAAUAUAAUUUAUGAAUCAAGUUUAGAAUGAGGAAGAUGAAAAUAAUGUGCAAAAAGGGCAA